Diorhabda carinulata is the source of this 1282-nucleotide messenger RNA. RefSeq names its product mitochondrial import inner membrane translocase subunit TIM50-C-like. The record is from RefSeq and is a predicted model, not a curated record. Gene Ontology annotation, molecular function: phosphoprotein phosphatase activity. The transcript has a single exon. NCBI's taxonomy places the organism in Eukaryota, Metazoa, Arthropoda, Insecta, Coleoptera, Chrysomelidae. Bases 123 to 1160 code for a protein of 345 amino acids.
AUUUUAUAUAUAUAUUAAUUUAUGUUUGUCUAAUUAUAUAUCUUCCAAAUGCUCCAAAAGUCAAAGUGACAUUGUCACAUUUUUCAUAAAUUCAUGUUAGAUCAUUGAAAAGUUAUGUUAGUAUGUGGGGAACAAUAGGUAUUUUUGCAAGAAGAAAUUUGAAAAUUAUCUUUGCUAACAAAAAACUUAAUAUUUCUUCUCUCAAUAACCUUGUUAUAGAAAGAUAUAAUUCUACAAAUAAAAGUGUUCCAAAUACUGCUGUUAAUAAAUCUUGCAAAGGAAAAGAUUCUCUUAGAAAGGAAAUAGUGGACUAUGGCAGAAUAACAAGAAAAGUUAAGUUUGCAUUUGGUUUACUGGGUUUGUCUAUCAUAGUAGCAGGCACCUAUGUAUUCAUAGAACUUCAAAAACCAGAUGAAAAUGGAUUAGAAAUUCCAGCUUGGAAGCAGUAUUUGAAAAACUUAUUUAAACAAAUCGAGAAUUUUACGUUAUUUUUUCAAGAACCUUCUAGAGACAAACUGUUACCAGAUGUUCUAAGCUAUCCUUAUUAUCAACCUCCUUAUACAUUAAUUCUGGGACUCACAGAUGUAUUAGCACAUGCCGACUGGACAUAUAAAACAGGUUGGAGAUUUAAGAAACGUCCAGGUUUAGAUUACAUGCUAGAAAACCUUGUAGGUUUAUAUGAAAUAGUUAUAUUCACAUCAGAAUCAGGUAUGACCAUUUUCCCUGUAAUUGAAGCCCUUGAUCCUAAAGGUUUAAUUUCGUAUAAACUUGUUAGAGAUUCCACUCACUUUGUUGAUGGUCAUCAUGUUAAAAAUCUUGAUAAACUCAAUAGAGACUUGAAAAAGGUUAUCGUUGUUGAUUGGAAUAGUGAAUCUAUUAAAUUUCAUCCUGACAACCAUUUAAACGUUACCAGAUGGGAAGGAAAUGAUGAUGAUACUGCUCUUGUAGAUCUGACAUCAUUUUUAAUGACUGUAGCACAUACCGAAAUCGACGACGUUAGGGAAGUCUUAAGAUUUUAUAAACAGUAUGAUGAUCCAUUAACAGAGUUUCGUAGGAAACAAAUGCAAUAUUAUGAAGAAAAUAACAAACAAAAGCAAGAGCAACCCAAACUACCUAGAAGUCUUCCAAAUUCUAAGAAAGUCUUUGAUUAUUUCACAUGAACAAAUUGUUAUUUUAAAUUACUAAUUUUAUAAAAUAUUACCUUAAUUAAUUUGUCAGUGUUGUAUUAUAUAAAACUGUGUAAAAAUUUUUGUUUACAAUAAAGUUGAAAGUUCACAAAAAA